AAAUAACCCAAUUUAUCAAAGUCCAAUUACCCAAUAAAAUUGAAUCAAAUGCCCAAAUAACUCCCAUUUCUCCCAAAUCGUGGAACGGUGGAAGGCUGGAAGAAAACCCUUUUCCAAUUUAUUCAAUUCUUCCUUCCCCGCUCGCCCCUACCAGCAUGACGCUGCACACAAGUGACGAGACACAAUGGUGCCGGAGACCACCGAUUUCGCCCCUGCCCUGUAGGCUGCAGUGUGAGACACUUCUUCCUUCGCCAACGCCGGUGCUAACUGCUCAACACCAUGUUUAAUAGUUUAAGGGUAUCAAUUUGGUGUGAAAUUGGAACAAAAUCGCGGAAUUCUUUGUCCACUUGGUGAGCUAGUUCUCUGGUUCACUGGUUGGAGACUUGGAGCCAAUAUUAAUGCUAAGGGAUUCCUUCCUCAGUUUCAGCCUCCUUAUCAAAAAUCCUAGAUCCAUCCUGGUAGAAUCCAAUUUAUAAUGGCUCCCUCGACCAUCAUUCCAAGCUCUUCACCUUUCAUCAAGAAAGAUGCGGGUUUCUCAACCUUCUCUUCAUAGCCUUCAUUUUAUAUACAGAGUUCCAAGAAAAUGGUCUCCAGGAAAAUUGCGUCUGUGAUGGCACCACAACAAUCUGAGCGCAAACCAUCCACAACUGGUUCGGUGAGAACAUAUUUUGGGAUAAAGUUUGUGAUUUUUCUCCUGGUUUUCUGAUGUAUUGGAUUUAAUGGUGUGAUUUUGGUAAAUUUCGGAUAUUUUCCAAGUCAAAACCGGGUUGACCAUGACUGAAAAGAUACUAGCAAGGGCUUUAGAGAAAACCCAGUUGGUCGCUGGAGAGUGUGUGGGUGAAAGUUGAUAUUUUGAUGCCCCAUGAUGCUUGUGGCCCUGGUGCCAUUGGAAUUUUCAAGAAAGAUUUUGGAGAAAAUGCAAAGGUCUGCCAUCGCGAAAAGGUUGUUAUCAUACCGGAUCAUUAUAUCUUCACUACUGAAGAACGAGCAAAUCGUAAUGUGGAUAUCUUGACGGAUUUCUGUGUUGAGCAAAAUAUUAAAUAUUUCUAUGAUAUUAAAGAUCUUGGGAAUUUCAAGGUGAAUACAUAUUAUAAAGGUGUAUGCCAUGUAGCUAUUGCCCAAGAAGGACAUUGCAGACCUGGAGAGGUCUUGCUGGGUGCAGACUCACAAACAUGUACUGCUGGAGCAUUUGGUCAGUUUGCAACUGGAAUUGGUAAUAUUGUUGCAAAUUUUGGAGGGUUAUCUUGCUUCCCUUACCCAUCAAGUUCAUCAUUCUAUACAUGAAAGUCAGCUGCAAUAUCCACCAAAGGGUAAUUAGCACAAAACGUCCAUACCUUUAAGGUUUAUUGCGGAAAAUGCCCCACUUUUUUUUUUGACAUUUUUGCCCUUAUUUCCACCUUUCUUUGUGAAAAACAUCCUUUCGUCCACUGACCAUCACUUGCUCCAUUAAUUUAGUACAAAAAUACAGUUUUAUUUUCAAACAUCAAGGGCAAAACAGUCUCAACCCAUUUACACCCCUUCUUUCCGCCUUUAAAUUGUUAUUUCAAAACCAACACUAAGCAGCCAAAUGAAAAUAAUGGAUGAAAUUAUUAUACUAAAUAAAGAAAAAAAGGGUGAAGAACAUUGUAUUUAUAAACUAUGGCUACUAUUAGAUGGGUUAUUGAAAAAUUUAAAAUAAUAAAUGAAGAUAUAUAUUGAAUGGAUUAUCAAUGAACUGGUGAUGUUCAUUUCCAUUUUCAUGCUUAUUAAGGGUGUAACCAAUGGGUAAAUUGAGAAGAACAAGUGCAAAUUUGUUGCAAUGAAGUACCUAUAAGAUUUCGAUGGUGAAUGGUCCAUUUGGCCCAA
Messenger RNA from Olea europaea var. sylvestris, 1845 nucleotides. RefSeq names its product 3-isopropylmalate dehydratase large subunit, chloroplastic-like. The record is from RefSeq and is a predicted model, not a curated record. NCBI's taxonomy places the organism in Eukaryota, Viridiplantae, Streptophyta, Magnoliopsida, Lamiales, Oleaceae. The transcript is spliced from 7 exons. The coding region runs from base 856 to 1284 and encodes 142 amino acids.